This is a messenger RNA of Phlebotomus argentipes, 6868 nucleotides long. Its product is annotated as intersectin-1-like. The record is from RefSeq and is a predicted model, not a curated record. The coding region runs from base 302 to 6757 and encodes 2151 amino acids. Lineage: Eukaryota; Metazoa; Arthropoda; Insecta; Diptera; Psychodidae. Gene Ontology annotation, molecular function: calcium ion binding; protein binding; guanyl-nucleotide exchange factor activity. The transcript has 19 exons.
CUCGGCUGCCAUCGGCUGUGGGUUAUUGAUUUUGGAAAAUUGACAUUGCUCGAAGAAUUUUUCGCCAUUCGACGGAGUUUCGUGUGUGAAAAAGUGAGUGUGUGAACUACUGAGGGCUGGAAUCCGGGUCAAAAGCAUGGCGUUGUGAUCCUUCGGUCUGUGGCCAGGUGUUGUGUGUGGAAAAGCGCAGGAAAAGCCACGCUAGUCGCAGUACGCGAGUGCUUCUGUGUGUCCCCUAUUCGCCUCAGCUUGUCUGGAUUUUCACCGCUGUGGAAAGGAGGCGUUUUCUGAGGUGUGAAAAAUGACCGAUCCGUGGAUAAUGAAUUUCCGGGAGAAGGUGCGCUUUCGCGACCAGUUUGCUUCUCUCAAUCCCGUCAAUGGCAUCGUCACGGGCGCUCAGGCGAAAGGCUUCUUCCUCCAGUCACAGUUGCAUCCAAGCGUGCUGAUGCAGAUCUGGUCUCUUGCGGACACAGACUCGGACGGGAAGAUGAACGUUAAUGAGUUCAGCAUCGCCUGCAAGCUCAUCAACAUGAGACUACGCGGCUUUGAUUUACCCACCACGCUACCGCCCAUCCUUCUCACCAGCCUUCUGUCGGCGGGCGGAACGCCUACAAUGACACCCACUGGAGCGGGAAGUCUCAGUCCUCUGGAGCCUGUGAAGCCCAUCGUUCCAACGCAGCCUGUUGCUCCCGUGGUUCCGAAUCUCGCGGCUGCCCAGCAGCCCAUGAUGUACACCCCACCAGUGGCUCCUGUAGCCCCCAUGGCGCCCAUGGCCAAGUUCAACUCAGUCUCCGAGACGCCCACGCCCAUCGCCGCUGCAGCUCCGCUGCCCCAGAACGGCAUGAAGCCCAGAUCAAUGUCCGUGAGCGACCGCGUGCCCUCCAUUGAUUCUCCUCCCGGAGCCGCUGAUUGGGCCAUCAAGGAUACUGUGAGACGCAACUUCACGCAGGUCUUCAACCAACACGAUCGCACCCGCUGCGGCUAUCUCACAGGCACUCAAGCACGCAAUAUCAUGCUGCAGUCGAAGCUGUCGACCGAAAUUCUAGCACAAGUGUGGACACUCUCGGACAUGGAUAAAGAUGGGAAGCUGGGUUGCGAGGAAUUCGUCCUGGCAAUGCAUCUAUGUGACAUGGCGCUGCACAAGCAGCCGAUUCCGGAUGAGCUGCCUCCUGAAUUAGUGCCGCCUAGCUUCCGGAAGGUCGCUUCGCGUCCCGGCUCCACUGCUAGUUCCCGACACGGCAGUGUAUCGUCACAAGGGCUUAUUGGGGACGUGAUCGACCCUAUGGCGGGAUUGCCACAGACGUCGUAUGAGGAUAAGCGCAAGGAAAAUUUUGAGAGAGGUCAGGUGGAACUUGAGAGACGUCGCAAGGCGCUACUGGACACUCAGCGCAGAGAGCAGGAGGAGCGCGAGAGGAAAGAGCGCGAGGAAGCGGAAAAGCGAGAAAAGCAGCGGCUGGAGGCGGAGAUGAGGCGCCAGCAGGAGAUGGAGAGGCAGCUGCAGAGGCAAAAGGAAAUCGAAAUGGAAAUGGAGGAGAAUCGCAAGAGACAGCAAGAACAGAAGGAAGCAGCUAGAAAGGAAAUGGAAAGGCAGCGCCAACUUGAGUGGGAGAAGCAGAAAAUUCAGGAGAUGGAGCAACAGAGGCAGCGUGAGCAGGACAAUUUGCUGAGAUUGAAGGCGCAGAAUCAGAAUUCCAGCAUUGAACUCAGCACACUCAAUGAGAAGAUUAAGGAGCUCUCUCAGAAGAUUUGCGAAACACGCGCUAGCGUGACUAACGUGAAAGCCGUGAUUGAUCGCAUGAGGACCACUAGAGACACGUCGAAUAGCGAGAUGACUCAUCUGAAGAACAAAAUCAAGGAGCAAAAUGCAAAGUUGGUGCAAUUGAGUCAGGAGAAAGCAAAACUCGAUGCGAAGAACAAGGCAAAUCCCGCCGAUCAAGAGCAAAUAUUCAACAAUAAGCAAAUCCAAUUACAGCAGAUGCGCGACAAAGUGGCGGACACGAAGGAAAAGAUCACCGGCAAGCGUAGUGACAUUGAGGCGAACGGUGAACAACUGAGUGAGAUUAAGCAGCAGCUCACUGAAUUGAUUGACAACUGCGAGACGCUCUACGGGGAGUAUGAUGUGCAGCGCAGUCAAGUGAUAGAGCUGAAGAACAACAGACGCAAUGAGGCGGCCACGGCGUCCUGGGGCGAUGAGGAUGCUGGCUGGGGAGCCGCUCCGGCCGUCGAGAGCACACCUAAGGCCGCUGUGCCUUCAAUUCCCGGCUACACCCAGUAUCGCGCACUCUAUGGCUUUGUGGGUCGCAACGCCGAUGAGAUAUCCUUUGAACCGGGAGAAAUUAUCAUGGUGCCAUUCGACCAGAAUGCGGAGCCUGGAUGGCUUGCGGGCGAGAUUAACGGCAAGACAGGUUGGUUCCCUGAGUCUUACGUGGAGAAAUUGGAGGAGACGGCAGCGGAAGUGGCGCCGGUGGCCGCGGAGGCGACGUACAUCGAAGCGACAAACAACGGCGAAGCACCUGCUGAGACCAGUGACUCAGGUUACUACAUUGCAUCGUAUCCGUACGACUCAGCGGAGCCGGAUGAUCUCACCUUUGCCGCGGGCGAUCUGAUACUAGUGACGAAGAAGGACGGCGAAUGGUGGACGGGAACACUGAAUGGGAGAACGGGCAUAUUUCCGUGCAACUACGUGGAUAAGGCUCCGGCUGGAGUUGUUCCAGAGAACAAUGGAGUGAGCAAAAAUGGAGGAUAUCACGAGGAAACUAGUGACUCAGUGGCCGUGGUGCGGCAGGAUAAUGCUGAAAGUGAGGCUAAACUGCAGGCUGAUGUGGAUUCUGAGGUAUCUCAGAUCAACACGAGACCCAAGAGUGAGUCUGUGGAUUACUCAAUCCCAGCAUCAGCGUCAGCAACUCCCAGUUUCCGUGGUAAGAAGCCCGAAAUUGCCCAAGUGAUCGCACCGUAUGAGUCGACGACAAAGGAGCAGCUCUCACUGCAGCGCGGGCAACUGAUAAUGAUCCGGAAGAAGACUGACACGGGCUGGUGGGAAGGUGAGUUGCAAGCCAAAGGACGCGUGCGGCAGAUUGGCUGGUUCCCGGCGACGUAUGUGAAGAUCCUGCAGGGUGGACGCAACAGUGGUCGCAAUACUCCAGUUUCCGCCAGCAAAAUCGAACUGCAGGAGACGAUUCUGGACAAAGUCAUCGCUCUGUAUCCAUACAAGGCGCAGAACGACGACGAGCUGUCGUUCGAGAAGGACGAUAUCAUCAGUGUUGUUGGCAGAGAUGAGCCUGAAUGGUGGCGAGGAGAGUUGAAUGGGAUUCAAGGACUCUUUCCCAGCAAUUACGUUGGAGCAUUCGUGACGUCAGAAAGCAACUGGCGAGUGCAUUAUAGGGGAAGAACAGCGAUGGAGACUCCGUACACAGUGCAAGCGGAGUAUUCCUUCAAGGGGUCCAAUAAUGACGAGUUGUGCUUCAAAAAGGGCGACAUUAUUACUGUGACUCAGCGCGAGGAGGGCGGCUGGUGGGAGGGAACGCUCGGCGACAAGACGGGAUGGUUUCCCAGCAACUAUGUGAAGGAGUACAAGACACCUCUGCCGGUGGCGGAAACUAUUCGGCCGCCGGAAGAGAUUCAGGCUAGUCGUUCGCUGGUUCUCAAUGAUCUACUGGAGAGUGAAAAGGCGCAUGUGGCGGAGAUCCGUGGGCUCUUGGAGAACUUCCUGGAGCCCCUGUCCAACAGUCAAAUACUAUCAUCCGACGAAUACGCUCAACUAAUGUGUAAUUUUGUAGAAAUAGUAGAAAUCCAUGAGGAUCUUUUGUUAAACAUUGAAGACUGCAACGAUCGUGUUGGCAAAUUAUUUCUAUCGAAGGCAUCAGUGAUCAAGAAUAGUCAUCAGGCCUAUUGUGCGGCUCAUCCACGUGCCAUAGUUAUCCUGGAUAAAUACAAAGAUGAACUUGAGACGUUUAUGGAGCGUCAGGGAGCAGCUUCGCCGGGUCUUUUAGUGUUGACAACAGGUCUGUCGAAACCCUUUCGGCGUCUGGAAAAGUACUCAGCCAUGUUGCAAGAACUGGAGAGACACAUGGAGUGUGGCCACCCAGAUCGAGGGGAUACACAGAGAAGUGUGGCGGUUUACAAAGAUAUUGCUUCCACUUGCGCUGCCACGAGACGACAAAAGGAAUUGGAGCUUCAAGUUCUCACUGGUCCUGUUCGUGGCUGGCAAGGGCAAGAAUUGAGCACUCUUGGGGAAAUAAUACAUAUGGGAAGUGUGGCUGUUGGGCCCGAUCAUCGAGAUCGAUACUUUGUGCUCUUCCCUCAAACCCUGCUCAUUCUGAGCGUCAGCCAGAGAAUGAGUGCAUUUAUUUACGAGGGGAAAUUGCCACUGACUAACAUCUUGGUGAAACGCCUUGAGGACUCGGCCACGAUGAAGAACGCAUUUGAAUUGAGUGCACCACUGAUCGAGCGAAUUGUGGCUGUGUGUCAAGGUCCAACGGAGGCCAAUAAGUGGGUUGAUCUUCUGUCUUCAUUCUCAAACUCCCUGCGACGACCGGGUGUGGAUCUCAAGAGGACUGUCGGAAGCAAUGCUUCGAUGAAUGUUCCUCAUCCUCCACCACAUAGUGUCACGCCUCUCGACAUACGUGGCUAUUGUACAAGAAACUCGGUAAUUUCUUACAAUCUGGCAAGGGUGGAAUAUCAGCCCGUUUUUCCGCCAAAAUCAUAUCCAUCAACAGCACCAUAUGCUAGACUGAAUGAUCAUUUUGCGCAGCACGUAAAGAAGGGCAGAUUGACGAGAUUUAUCGUAAAGGCACUGCUCUAUCCGGAAUUCCUUAGGGAAUAUGACACAUCUCAAGUAGUAAUGCGAAGGAGACACAGAACGACAAUAAGGAUGUUGAGAAAGAAAUCCACUGGAAGCAGUGCAGAGAAGACAAAUCUUUCGCGACAGGACGCUUUUGAGUGUCUCUCAUCGGAUAGCAGUAGCUGCAGUACUGGAUCUACGGCAAGCAAUCCUUUUGGGUUGAUAAAAUACUUCACGGGCAAGAGAUUGACGGAUGAGAGUCGAGAAAGGACACACUAUGAGACGUUUAUUGACCACGGAGUUGAGGCGGAUUGCACAAAAGAGAUCUUUGAGACGCUGGAUAAGCGUCCGGAAGAGAGAAAAAUUAGUGGAAUGGAGAUAAAGCGCAGUGAUGACGGGACUGUUUACUUUCGGAACUUCUCCCAUUUGGAGGAGAUUGAUAAGGCGCUGAGGGAUUCACUGGUGGUGUGCUCAAAGCCUGUGAAAAUGGCAGAGUUGAGAUCAUCUUCGGGUGAAAGUGUGGUGCAUCUCUCGACGGCUCGUCUCAAUUUGGCGGCGAUCAAGCAACACUCAGAGGCGUCAGAGGUUUCCAGUUUUGAAAUAGCACUCCCCAAUGGACGGAUGGCGUGUGAGAAUCUGCUGAAAUUAGAUGAUUCCAUGCCGUUGUGCAAUAAUUUGAAGCCCAAAAUCCCAAUUGAUGAGAGACACAGCAUGCCAACUCUAUUCGUGGGGAAUCGCUUUAACAAUUCCUCCUCCACGGAGAUCUACAUUCCCUCGUGGCGUGACACGGGGGAGAAGAAGACUACGGUAACACAUUCCACGUCCAUUGAAUUACCACAAGUAUCGCAGGCACUCGUGCCACUGCCCGAUCACGUCGCCGCGGCGAUCAUGUAUGAUCGCAGCAGUGACGAUAUUGUAAAGCCACCCAGUAUGUUUGCUAGUGGUGCGACUGAUCGUGCAGUUCUUCUGCAUCGCGAGGUGUCGCCUUUCGCGAAGCACUCCAUUAAUUCGGAUCUGAAGAUGAGGGGCAGUCCGAGACCGAGGCGAUCGGUGCGUCGUUGUGUGAGUUCGCAUUUCGUGAGACUAACCAAUGACACGUCCCAGACUCCUGAUGUGCACCCGCAUGAGUGUGGCUGCAAGAAUUCAACUCACAGCCCGCGCUCGAGUGAUUCAGGCAUGGCGGGUAGUUAUACGAUCGCACGAUCUCCUGAGCCGCCAAAAACCAGCAAUGAAUCUCACAGACUGAGGCAUUCGAGAUCGAGUCACAAUUUCGGACAAUUCCCAGCAAUCACCGUGCUGUCGCAGGAAGAGGCGGACUUUACGGAUAGUGGACAGUAUGGGGAGAGUAGCCUAAUCAAGGAUGAUGAGAUGCUUAACUUCCUAGAGCUGUCUACUAGUCGGGAAACUUUUGAAACACAAGUGAGACGAUCACCGACAUUGCCAAGAUCGCGAUCGGUGGAUGACAUCCCAGUGGAAGUGCCACUGGAAUUCUCAGAUACCAACACGAGUAGUGUAAUUGUGGUGCAGGUGCCCGAGGAAGGAAGGGACAAGGAGAAGCAGGUGUUCAGAGCCGGCCUUUAUGCGCACUGGUGGAAAAAGGAGAAAUUGCCGAGUGACUUGCUGCGUGGGAUCAUGUUCCGGCAACCUGAACACACUCUUGGUGAUUGCAAUCGCGAUGGUGGUCAUGUUGGUUUUGGUGGUGGCUCACAUGGAGGGGCUUCAGAUGUCUCCGCCGCCGUCACUUGGAGGAAAUCAUCAAAGUCGCGUCACAACGCCCAUUCACAUGUCUCAACACAAACGCAGUCACUCCUUCAAUCACCAUCUCACGUUCAAUCAACUGCAGAAGCAGCAGCAGGCACAGCCUCAGCAUCCACAUCCAGCACCACCUCUUCCGCCCAGUCAUCACCCCAUUCAGCCAAAGGACCUCAGCCAAGCGCUCGUGGUGUCAAACGAAAAGAGCGUCAACCCAAAAGCUAAUUGGAGCAUCACCAAUUUACGUCCAGCCCCUCCGUCACGAAUGUCUGUGCAGGGUGGAAUUGUGGCCCCCAGGAAAGAUCCGCCAACGUAUGAGGAGGACGCCCUCGUGUU